UCUUUGCGUAAAUCGGAAACUAUGUUGGCACCACGAUUUAAGAAUAACUAAAAUCGAGCAUCGUAUAACGAAGCAUUGUAAACAUUAAAUGGUACAAGUUUUAGUCUUUCGUCAAAGAAGGGGAAAUUGUACUUCACAUUGUGAUAAUUAUGGCUGACGAUUUACAAGGAAAUCUUCAAAAUUAUAAGCUACAAUUACAACAGGUUGAAGCAGCCCUCACAACAGAUCCUGCAAAUGAAGAACUUCUGAAAUUGAAAGUUGAUCUUGAAGAAGUUAUAGACUUGACCCGAGAUCUAAUAAAGACACAGCUCCUUGAAUUAAAAGCAGCAGAAGGUACUGCUGGUAGUUCGAAUGUUGAAGAUGAUGUUACAGCCAGGCUUCUGGCUGCUGAACAGCCACAACUAGAAGAGCUUUGUACUAAGAGAGACUGGAAAAUUGGGGACAAAUGCCUCGCUAUAUGGAGUGAUGAUGGACAGUACUAUGAGGCAACAAUUGAGGACAUAACAGAAGAUGGCGAAGAAGUAUCUGUGGUAUUUGAUAACUACAAGAAUUCCGAUGUAACAACACUGGCACAGCUAAGGGAACUUAAAAGUGGUGUCAAGAGGUCAGCAGACGAUGUUACUGACACUAAGUCCAAGAAACAAGUAAUAUCAAAACAGCGUGAAUACCAGAAAAAGAAAAAACAAAAGAAACUCCAAAGGUAUAAGCAAAUGGAAGAAGAAAGAGAAGGAGAGAAGAACAAAUGGCUUGCAUUCAAUUCCAAGGCUGCAAAGAAAGGAAUGACAAAGAAAAGUAUAUUUGCAUCACCAGAUAAUGUAAAUGGACGAGUUGGUAUUGGCACAUGUGGUAUGAGUGGGAAGCCCAUGACAGAGUUUACAACAGCUGAAAAGUGGAGAAAAGGGGUAUGAUCCCUAGAAACAUUUUGUGCAGUGAAAAUAAGUGGAUAUUCAUCAGAGACCUGUUAUGUUGCUGCCUUAUGAAAAUUCCAGUGUUUACAUUAUAAAGAUUUGUGAUUUAGAAUGUAAAUAACAAAUUUGAUGUAAUGUAAUUGUGUGCCACUGUGAAUUAGACCAUGUGAAUUAGAGUAGUUUAUAUUAAUAAAACUUAUUGCUUGAUUUAAUAACAAUUUCCAAAUAGCAUAAAGAAAGUAUAGAAUAUAAAUUUCAUUUGGUUAAUAAUUGAAGUAUUCUGGUAUUUACCACUCAGUUGUCAUGCUUAUAUAAUGCAGUCAUAUCACUGCAAAUGUGUUUUGUUACAUUUUAUGUUUUAAGAAUGAUGUAUAUGUUGCUUUUCUUAAAUUUCGCUAACUUUAAUCCAUAAUUUUAUGAAAAGCAAUAAUCCUUGUAUUUGGUGAUGUCAACUGAAUAUUUCUUUCUGUCAUUUUAAUUCUUUGUAUAAUAUUUUAGUGAAUCUCUAAACCGAAAAUACAUUUUAAUAUUGUGCUGAAAUUAAAUUUUCAAAAUACAAGUUUACAUAAUGAUUUUCAAGUCAUAUGUAGAUCCACUUUGCUCAGUAGCUUCUGUAAGCUGCUUUGAAUUGUUUAAAUAUAAAUGAUAAAUGUAAAUAAAUUAUGGGACAGGAAUUAAUUAUAGAUCAUUGUGGUACAUGAAGAUGAAGUUAAGGAAGCUUUCCUUGCAUACCAUGACACUGGUGAGCAAUCCAGACAGUUGAAAAUUACUGUCUCCUUCAUACUCACUGCUGCGAGAACCAGAAGUGUUGGCAGUUGACUGCCAAUAUGUAUUGUUGUCUAGGCACCCUAACACUAUACUGAUUACAAUAAAGGUUUUAAGAUAUGUGGACUCUAUAUCCUCUAAUUGAAAACAAACUUAUUUCAGUCAAGAACAAAUUUUUAAAUUUAAGAUGAAAGUACAAUUGUUUUGGUGCAUUGGUUUUGUUCCAAGUUAUGUAAUUUCAUGAUGAUUCAUGAGAAACACAAGUUUACAAUUAAUGGACAAAAUAUUUAUAUUGCAUUAUGUGUAGAAGUGAACAUCAAGAAAAAAUAAUCUUACUCUUUAUACUUAAAAAUUGAAUGUUACUGAAUCACUUUGUGAGAAAUUUUAGCUGAAAAAUCUUUAUUGCUUUGAUACAAGGUCAUACUGUAAGCAUUCUAGAUCUCAGAAGGCUUUCAGUGACCAUAGGAUUUUUUAGAUACAUUACAGCUGUAAGAUGUAACCUAAGCAUUCUGCAUCUUUGAUAGCUUUCUGACUUAUGUUAAGACUUUUAGCAUGAACAUAAGCUACACAUUACAGCUUCCAAGCAUGGAAUAAAAAAAGUGAGCCAUUUUA
Molecule: messenger RNA, 2285 nt
Organism: Zootermopsis nevadensis
Lineage: Eukaryota; Metazoa; Arthropoda; Insecta; Blattodea; Termopsidae
Gene: Spf30
Product: survival of motor neuron-related-splicing factor 30
Biological process (GO): regulation of alternative mRNA splicing, via spliceosome; mRNA processing
Cellular component (GO): precatalytic spliceosome; nucleus; cytoplasm
Molecular function (GO): RNA binding
Source: RefSeq, a predicted model, not a curated record